CUUGGUUUUGUAUUUUGCUGCUUUAAUAUGGGUGUGUGAAUAUCUUGUUUAUUACUUCACAUUAUGCAGUUGUAAUUGGCCCGACCUACCCAAUGCUAGUGUGAAAAACAUACAAAAUCCCGACACUGCGGUUGUCAAUUUAAUGGUACUUGCAGACACACAUCUUGUCGGAUACGUUCUAGGUCACCCUAUUGACCGCAUUAGAAGAUCAUUCAGAGUACUGACGUAUCUGGUAGGCGUAUCUAGUCCAAAGAAAAUAUAUUUUAUCAGUAAUGUUAACAUGUUACUCAGACUACGUCAACUUUUGAGUUUUCACUUAAAAUUCUCAUACCCCAUUGUUAUGGGAAAAAUAUUCACUGACAACCUACAAUUUGUUUACUUGACUUUCAACUAUUAAAUCACUGGUCGAAGUACCAUUUGAUUUACCAAAGUUUAGGCAAUUGGAUAAUAUAAUUGGUCUUCACCCAUCAGGUAUGUCUAGCAGAUUAUUACGUAACUACUGAGAUAUUUCUUUGAAAAGUAUACAAAAGUACAAUAUGCGUCUCUUUCACAUCUCAAGUUUAAAAUGUAGUGACUUAUGAUGGGUGAUUAAAAUAGUAACAGACAAACUUCAUUAACAGUCAACAUCUUGGAUGCUAUCUAUUUAAUAUUUUUAAUCAUAUAUUUAAGUUACAAAAUGAUCGUACUACCCAUCUCAGACAUCUGUACUAAGCAAUCAAUUUCUAAUCUAGUCACUGAAGUUUUCGAUACCAAAUUUAAUCACAAAAUUGGUUGUUAAAUAAUUAUUUCUACCGAAACACUACUUAUACUAAAGCACAGGGACUAAAGAUGUUCUUAGUUUUUCCUGAGAGUACUAUAGAGGUAAAAAAAAAUACUUCUUUUAGUAGAUGAAGAAUUAUCCAUCUUCAAUCACUAAACAUCUAUGAGUUAGUUAAGCAUCAUUGUUGGUUCACUGUACAGGAUUUAUAGACUUUUGACUAUCUACGACAUACUUUUGCAGAACAAUCUCAUCAAACUAAUAAAAAUAAAAGAAUUGCCCAUGAAUUAUCUGUUUAUUAUUGUAACAAAACAUUAAAUAGGAUAUUGUAAUGAAACUCUAUGAUGCUGAAUCAAUAUUCAGUGUUUGUAUUUCGCCUUUACGAUUCCAGGGAUUGGCAAAUGAAGCGUGCUUUCCAAGCUUCCUUAUAUUUACAUAGUCCUAAUGCCGUUAUAAUAUUAGGAGAUAUUUUGGAUGAAGGGAAAUGGGCUACAAAUGAUGAUUUCAGCUAUUUGGUGGAAAGAUUUCGCGAUAUUUUUCAUCAUGAUAAAACGAAAACAUUAGUUAAAACCGUUGUUGGGAAUCAUGAUAUUGGAUUUCAUUAUGCCACUAACGAGUUUUUGAAUAAUCGAUUUCACCGGGAUGUUGGAGACAAUAUUUAUACACCGCCUAUUUAUCUGUGGUCUUUCUUUGGCAUCCAUUUCGUUAUUGCAAACAGUAUCGCUUUUGAAGGUGACAAUUGUGAUUUAUGUUUUGAAGCCAAUUUCAUAUUGAAGUCGAUCGCGAGAUAUCUUGAUUGUUUGAAGAUAUCUACUCCAUCUAAUACCAAGAGUUGUUAUUCCAAGGAACUUGGUAUGGGCCUUUCUGACAAAUUCCCAUACAUUGAUGUUGACCUUAAUGGUAGCUUCUGGCGGUUAAAGAUAGCCGGACGAAGCGCGCCUUACCUCUUUACUCCUCUCACACUCAUUCCCUUCCUUUUUGGUAUGAGUUAUGCUAUGGAACCGCCAGCAAUGAGCACUUUUUUAUCAGACAACGAAACAGUUGGAGAAUCAACUAACCUUUUGCAUCUUGAAGGUCAUAGUUGGAGCCAGCUGCAAGAUGGGACUAUUGAGAUAACCGACCGACUGCCUAAGAAAGAAUACUACAUGAGUCUUCGGAGGUUCAACAGCACUGGUCCUAAUUCUGGAACUGCACACAGGUUGGGAAGUAUUUCCAGUGGUUCAGCUGCUGGAUUAGCCAAUGGAUCAUCUGGUUUACUAGGUGGUAACUCAUCUUCACCGCGCCCAGGUGGUGGUACUUUACGUGGAACGUCACACCCAUCGGUUGUUGAUUUUAAACCUUCUGGUAAAAUAGUAGAUUGUACGGUUGUAAUGCUGGAUGGUACAACAAGAGAGUUUCGUUUAGAUAAAGCUGCCUAUGGACAACAAUUAUUCGAUGCUGUUUGUACACAUCUUGGUUUAUUAGAGGUUGAAUUCUUUGGCAUCACAUAUUACGAUUCAACCAAUAACUGGUUCUGGCUUCAAAUUGAUCAGAAAAUUGCAAAACAAAUCGGUAAAAAUGAAUGGCAGUUUGAAUUUCAAGUUAAAUUCUAUCCAUGUGAUAUCGACUCAAUCAAAGAAGAUAUAACACGUUACUAUCUUUGUUUACAAGUACGGCAGGAUAUAGUUAGUGGACAGCUUCCAUGUUCAUUUGUAACUUAUUGCAUUCUUGGGUCGUAUAUAGUUCAAUCAGAAGCUGGCGACCAUGAUCCGACUCAACAUAUUGGUAUAAAAUACAUACAAGAUCAUCCAUUUGCUCCUCAUAUGCUUCAAACACCUGAAAUGUUAGGACGAAUUGUUGAACUACACAAACUUCAUCGUGGUAAAACACCUGAAGAGGCUGAUCGUUUAUUUUUAAGUAAUGCUCGUAAAUUGGCCUUGUAUGGUGUUGAUUUGCAUAAAGUUAAGACGUCUCAAGGUCAAGAUAUUACUCUAGGUGUUUAUUAUGGAGGUAUCCUGCUAUACCGUAAUCGUAUUCGUUUAAUGAGAAUUAGUUGGCCGCGUAUUAUAAGCCUAUCACAUCGUGGACGUAAUUUUAUUAUUGCACGAAGACCUGGUGAUGAUUCAUUAGAUCGUAAUAUGACUUUUAAAUGUAUCAGUCCUACACUGGCUAAACGAUUGUAUAAUGUUUGUGUGGAUCAUCAUAAUUUUUUCAGACUUCGUGGGUCGUCUAGACCGAAAAAACCAAGUUUAUUCCCUUCGUUUGCUACUCGCAAAUAUCAUUAUCCUGGUACAACUGUGAAUUCAUCGUCGAUUGACGCUACUGUCGGUGUCGGUGGACAUAAUCAAACAUCUCGACGUUUAUCUAAAUUUCGUCCAAUGCCUGCCCAUCCUUCAGAAACUGGAUGGUUUACAUUUGCUAACCGCGGAGAAAUGGAUCAUAUGAAUGGUGCAGUCGCUAGUCAAUAUCAGUACCAACCAGCUAUGGUAAGUGGUGAUCCAGCCUGUAUGGAUCCCACUUAUUUAUGUAAUCAAAAUGUAAUCAAUGGACUUCCCAUACCAAAUGCUCAAGGUGUUCAACGCUAUUACCAACCAAGUAGUAAUGAUGUUACCGGCUUAAUGAAUGGUCAUCAUCCUAAUAGUAAUAAUAAUCAUAUCAAUAAUAUGCCCACAAUGAUUACUAGGAUAUCAUUUGAACCUGAACACUGGCGUAUAACUGGAGCUGAUUGUACAGCAGGCUUAGGAAUAGAUGCUCGGGGCUUAGAUGUUGCAUCUACACGUGGAGCUGGAUGGCAAGGUUGUAGAGCUAAUAAAGGUGUAAAAGCUCCAGGUGCAUAUUACUAUGAAGCGGCUUGUUUAGAGGAAGGACUUAUACGUGUCGGUUGGUCAACUAAUGAUGCCAAUUUAGAACUUGGUGCAGAUAAUUAUGGUUUUGGUUAUGGAUCCGAUGCUGUAGGCUCUGCUGGUAUGAAUGGUACUGGACGUGUAAUGCAUCGGAAUACUGGUCAUGAUUACGGAAUAAUGGUUCAUCAGGGUGAUGUAAUUGGUUGCCUGUUAGAUUUAGACAAAGGAUCAAUUUCUUGGUCAUGUAAUGGAAAAAUAUUUCAACGUGCAUUCACUAUACCUGACCAAUUAAGAGGAGAAGCUUUCUUACCAGCGGCUAGUCUAAAAGAUUCACGUAUCCUAUUUAAUUUCGGUGAAGAACAAUCGUUAGAAUUCCCACCAGACGGUUCAUUUAUUCCUGUAGCUCAGUCUGCUGAUGAUAGUCAAGUAUCUAAUCGAAAUCCUGGUUGGCGCAUGAAUCAGUACGAUGCAACGAAUGCUUUAGAUGUUGCACCCGACGGUAGUCAAGUUCAGUCACAUUUUAAUCAAGGUUGGCAAGGUUGUCGAUCGAAUCAUGGUAUUCGUGGUCUUGGACGCUUCUAUUUUGAAGUAACUCCUAUUGAAUCUACUGGACUAUGGCGAGUCGGUUGGUCAACAGAUGAUGGGAAUUUAAUUGUUGGCACAGAUCAAUAUGGUUUCGGUUAUGGUGCAGAUAACGAAGGUUUCGGUUUGAAUGGACAACAAGGAAAACGUAUACAUUGUGAUGAAAUUGAAAAUUAUGGUGAAGCAUUCUCUAAAGAUGAUGUGAUCGGCUGCUUUUUGGAUACGAUUGAACACACUAUUAAAUGGUCAAAAAAUGGUUUGGAAUUUGGUGACGCUUAUCGAAUUCCAUCUGAAUUGUUACAUUCUAAAAAUUUGACAGCAUUGUAUCCAACUGUGUCCUUGUUGAAUUCUACCGUGGAAUUGAACUUUGGCGACAAACCAUUUAAAUAUUAUCCUGGGCCUGAUUGGACACCUGUAUGCUGUGCUCCUCCUGAAUGUACUAAACGUUCUAGACGUAAAGGUCCUGAACGGAAAGUGAAGGGGUGGUCAUAUAUUGAUCCGACUAUUUUAGAACCAUCAAUUCGACAAACAAUGCAGUCGAUUGAAAGAAGUGAACCGCAAAUUGAAACAGAAACAUUUCAUGAUGAAAAUGGUAAAAUGUUCAAACGUACUGUUAAACGUUCUGAAGUGACUACUACAAAAACUGUUAGUGAACGUAUUAUUGCAAGUACUGCAGGUCAAAUUGUUCAUACUAAUGGACAUUCUAUAUCUGGUAAUGAUUUUGAUGAAGAUUUAAAUAUGGCGUUGUUAACCGUCACUAAAUUGGAUCCAGAUAUUUCAGUAUUAAAUAAUCCUGUCGGACAAGUGGAGAUUAGAACCAAACCAGAAAGUGUUCUUUAAAAACGUAGAGAUAGUAGUAUUCAAUAACUGCUUUUCGUUUAUAUAUAUGAUACAACUAGCUACUCACAUUUAUUCAUUCUUCGAUCAAUCAAUUCAUUCAUUGAUUCAUCUAAUUAUUCAGUGACAAUUCUAUUCCUAACUGUCUCUUCAUCCCAUUCAUUAUCUAACUCACCCUCGCCUCAAUUAAAUUAUAUUAUUGUUGUUCAUUACGUAAUUGGGUUUUUGUUUUUCGUCAGUUGAUAAGAUUAUUUUUCAGUUUACUACUGCUACAACUAUGUUUCUUAUCGGCUUUUCCGUUUACAUUUGCCUUAUUUGAUAAUACUUUCUUCUUUUUAUAUUCUUGGUUAUUUUUCUUUUUUUAGUGUGUCGGUGUUUCUGUUGUAUUCAUAUAUCUUCAUGAUUGUUACCACUAUCACCAUUAGUAUCCCUAAUACACCAGGAGGAAGUAUUAUAUCAUUGUGUAUUUAAUACUUAAAUCCUUGUCUAUACGUAUGUAUGCUUGUUAGUAAAUAAGUUAUGUGGUGUCACACUUUUCACUAGCAAGCACACACACGUACAUACAAGCAUUUACGUGUAAAAUGCUUAAUGAUAUAAUACUUCCUCAUGGUGUGAUAAUGGCAACAAUCAUGAAGAUAUGUGAACAACGGAUAUAUAUAUAUAUAUAUAUAUAUAUAUAUAUAUAUAUAUAUAUAUAUA
Molecule: messenger RNA, 5697 nt
Organism: Schistosoma margrebowiei
Lineage: Eukaryota; Metazoa; Platyhelminthes; Trematoda; Strigeidida; Schistosomatidae
Source: the annotation of a GenBank genome assembly